UAUCUGUUCUGGUGUGCCAAGGAGCCGCAGUGCCUUGUUAAAAUUGUAUAUGUUUAUUGUUAUUAAACUGUUAGGAAUGAUGCCUACGAUCCUUACAUAACCAUAGCAAAUUGCAAAAAUACUUGCUUGGAGAAGAAAUUAUAAAGCAGUGAGCGAUUUUGGGAUCAGGUCGGGUUCGGCUGGUUGGAAAUUCCAACUUUCCUAGUUGAAGUGAACACAGCAUUAAACACAGCGUGAGACCUCGCAUCCCCAAGUUAUAUUGCUGCAUUACUUUGAAAAUGUUCAUGCAUUUCCAAAUGCUGAAAUACACUCACUGAGCACUUUAUUUGGAACACCUGUACAUGUACUUAAUAUGAUUAUCUAAUCAUGCGAUUAUCUAAUCAGCCAAUCAUAUGACAGCAGUGAAAUGCGUCAUAGAUAUGGGUCAGAAGCUUCAGGUAAUAUGGGGAAUGAAUGUGAUAUCAGUGAUUUCGACUGUGGCAUUAUUGCUUGUGCCAGACGGGCUGGUUUGAGUAUUUCUGUAACUGCUGAUCUCCUGGAAUUUUCAUGCACAACAGUUUCUAGAGUUUACUCAGAAUGGUACCAAAAACAAAAAAACACCCAGUGAUGGGCUACAACAGCAGAAGAUCAAGUCGGACACUUAUUAGGACCAUAGUGUUCCUAAUAAAGUGCUGGGUGUACAUAAUCAAAGGCAUCACUAAUGCAUGCCUAAUAGAUUUCUAUCUUUUAUUUUUUCACAGUCUUUCUAUGAGUUGUCUGGUUAUCUGGUAAAUUGUAUGGAUAACUCAAAACAGUCAUUAUUUGGGGUAAAAUACCUCUUGACUGCUGUUGCUAAAUGCUAGACAGGAGGACCCUAAACAUAGGCUUAAGGCAACAAAUUAGUUUAGCAAUAAGGCAAAUCCCUACAAUGCAUGACUGCUCUGUGGCUGUCUUUAAUCUGUAAAACUGAUAUUGCAAUAGAGAGAGAGAAUUGUCACUGAGAUCAUUUCUGAAGCAAGAAUUUUGAGCCUGUUAUGAAAUAAACAUGCUUGUAUGGAUUUAAAUGGGCUAUACAUUUUGUUUACAUGUUAUAUUUGGACCAUCUUAUCUAAAAUCAGUUUUGUAUUAGUAUUUUUAGUUGUAAAUAACAAUCUCUCAGAUAAUUGAUAAGUUCUUGGCCAAAACAAAGGAACGUUAGCAACACUGCUGAUUGCUCAACCAUCACCUUUUAUAAAGAGCGACACCAGACUAAGAAGGCACAGGGACAAACACUGGGGACAAAAAUUGAAAAGAACAAUGUGGUUUGUAGUUGCAUUAUCAUGUGCUGUGGUGGCAGCUCAACCCAGUGACAGAGAUCUCUGGGACGAGGUAAACCCAGUGAAUGCCGACAGAUAUUUCCCAAGGCCAGUGAGUGGAAAACCUAUCAGACCGAUAUUUGAGCGCAACCGUUUUGGAAUUCUGACUGUUCCAGCUCAGAUGAACCCAUGGAAUCCAGAUGGACCAUCUGCUGAACCAACCCAAGAUAGUGUGGGUCUAACAUUCCCUGGUCAAAAUGGAAGAGAAGAUAGGGGUGAAGAGUUUGAAUGGACUAGACCAGGGUCCAGUUUGAACCAGGGUACAUGGAGAAACAGACAAUUGGAUAGAUGGGGAGGUACUGGUAAACCACAGAAGAGUUUUAGAUCGGGUAGGAACAGACCACCUUUCAGACCUGACAGGAUGCCACUGCACCCCUCUCAUGCUCCAGUAGGUAGCGAUAAUCAAAUGGAUCAAAUGUUUGGAAGACCUCUAAAUCCCAACAUGAUGGACAACAGGCAGUUCCUACCAGUCUUCAGGGCUGAGAAUGUGACUGUUCAGAAUGCUAGUCUUGCUCUAAAAGAGGGUGAAAAUAUUUUCCUUCUACCAAAAGGAAGAGGGCAGAUGCAGACAUCAAAGGGUGGAGUACAUAGGCCUCAGGAAAUGGGGUAUGGUCAGAGUGGUUACUCUCUCUAUGGCCCUCAGCCUUAUGUGAAGCUCAUCUACAACCCUACUGCAACUCAAAAAAUCUCAUUUGAGUAUGGCAUUACACAGCUUCUUCCCUCGUUCAUGAAGGCGGAGUCUGAAAGUGAUUAUGGGUCAAAGUAGGCUGAGAGCAACAAUAUACAAUAAUCUCUCUGGUGAUAGAACAUCUAACUAUUAUUAUAUCCAGUAUUACACUGAAAUGUAUAGAUGUAUAGAUAUAUAGAUUUUAUUUUCUUGCUUGUUAAUGCUUGUUAUGUUUAUUUGCACACAGUGCUUACUUUUAAAAUUUACUAG
This is a messenger RNA of Xyrauchen texanus (razorback sucker), 2271 nucleotides long. RefSeq lists its product as uncharacterized. The record is from RefSeq and is a predicted model, not a curated record. The transcript is spliced from 18 exons. The coding region runs from base 1276 to 2100 and encodes 274 amino acids. NCBI's taxonomy places the organism in Eukaryota, Metazoa, Chordata, Actinopteri, Cypriniformes, Catostomidae.